Pediculus humanus corporis (human body louse) is the source of this 348-nucleotide messenger RNA. Its product is annotated as 40S ribosomal protein S30, putative. The coding region runs from base 1 to 348 and encodes 115 amino acids. Gene Ontology annotation, cellular component: cytosolic small ribosomal subunit; ribosome. The record is from RefSeq and is a predicted model, not a curated record. NCBI's taxonomy places the organism in Eukaryota, Metazoa, Arthropoda, Insecta, Psocodea, Pediculidae. Gene Ontology annotation, biological process: translation. The transcript is spliced from 2 exons. Gene Ontology annotation, molecular function: structural constituent of ribosome.
AUGCAACUACUUAUUCGUAGUGAAAAUACCCAUGUGCUUGAUGUCGAGCCUACCACCACGAUUGGUAUAGUCAAAAACCAAGUGGCCGCUCUUGAAAAUGUCGAUAGUGGUGAAAUAACACUUUAUUCGUGCAGUUCACCUUUGGAUGAUGGUGAUUUAGUAGAAAAUUUACAAUCAUCGGUUGUUGAAGUUUUAUGCGGAGGACUUCUUGGAGGUAAAGUACACGGUUCGCUUGCUCGUGCUGGUAAAGUCAAAGGACAGACUCCAAAAGUAGAAAAGCAAGAAAAAAAGAAAAAGAAAACUGGUAGAGCUAAAAGAAGAAUACAAUACAAUAGAAGAUUUAUAUAA